Molecule: messenger RNA, 1927 nt
Organism: Polyodon spathula (Mississippi paddlefish)
Lineage: Eukaryota; Metazoa; Chordata; Actinopteri; Acipenseriformes; Polyodontidae
Product: heparan sulfate glucosamine 3-O-sulfotransferase 4-like
Exons: 2
Coding region: 647-1927 (426 amino acids)
Molecular function (GO): [heparan sulfate]-glucosamine 3-sulfotransferase activity
Source: RefSeq, a predicted model, not a curated record
AAAGCUGGCAGCAGAGUCGGGUUCACGCUGAUUUCACAGUCAUACGUUUGUUGUUUGUUUUUUUGUUUGUUUGUUUGUUGGCUACAGUGACUGGUCAUUCACCGGCUUCUCCCGCAUAGCAGUGGGGUGGUGAAACUGCGAGGGGCGUGCGGCAAACGAAGACGUGCCUAGCACACCACUUCCAAAAUACUUUGUCAGUUGCCAGUGUUUCCCCUUUAACAUGUCAAGACUUCAUCCAUCAGGAUCUGUCCAAUGCAAGCCGGGCUCCUCGUUUGGAAGGAGGCAAGACUGCUGCCUUUCUGAUCUAAAGGUCCACCCAUGUCAAUUGUGACAAAGGUUGUCAGGAUUGAAAUAAGAAAUCGAUAUUCUAAGAAUGCGUGACGAUUAUCUUUUGGAAUAUUAACAAUCUUUUUUUUUUUUUUCUGCUAGAGUGCUGCUUGCUUUUGGAAUUAAACUACAGGGGCUGAUACUACUACUAUACACUACGACUAUCUACUUCAGCGAUUGAGAUCCGCGGCUGUUUUUACCUCCAGUUUCAGAAAGAACUGUGCUGGACAGAGUCAGUUUGUUGUUGGUAAGGGUCCAUGCGAGACUUGGGGUGAAAACAUGUCUGGCCAUUUCUCUGUGAGGAUCCUUGCUGUCAGAGAUGGCAUUUUGGUCCAGCACUCCAGCUUUUACCCCUAAAGUGCCGCGAAAGACUGUUUUCAUGUUCAUUCUCUCCCUCUCUGUCACCUACUUAUUCUACAGUUUGAUGAGCUGUUACAGCACCCUGCAGUUCCCCCUGCAAGAAAACUACCUCUACCAAACCAGGCUAGUGACAGAAGAGUCCCCUUUCGCUGCGUUACGAGAGAAACUUUAUCCCGCCACAUCAUCACAGGGCUAUUUCGGUGAAAACGUGGAAACCACCGCGGAGCAGACGCAGACAGCGGGCUAUGCAGUCUCUGUCGCAGUCAUUGAAGGUACCGGUACUUUUGAAACUGAGGAGAGGGCGACGGGCUGGGUCAGAACUCAGCUGGCUCCCACGGAAAUGAUCCAGGGUCAAACUGUCGUUUUCGAGAGGGAGCAACACCAGAAAUCCAGCACCACGGACAGCGAACUAACCCUAAGAGGGAACAGUACAGCUACUCCCGAUUAUGGGGAGAAAAAGUUACCCCAAGCCAUUAUUAUUGGAGUGAAGAAAGGGGGUACCAGAGCUCUUUUGGAAGCCCUGAGGGUCCACCCUGACGUGAGGGCAGUAGGGGUAGAGCCGCACUUCUUUGACAGGAACUACGAGAAGGGAUUUGCCUGGUACAGGGACCUGAUGCCUUCGACACUUGAAGGUCAAAUUACCAUGGAGAAAACGCCGAGCUAUUUUGUAACUAACGAAGCCCCGCGGCGCAUUCAUUCAAUGGCGAGGGACACUAAACUGAUAGUGGUGGUGAGAAACCCAGUGACCAGAGCCAUCUCCGACUAUACACAGACUCUGUCCAAGAAGCCAGAGAUCCCCAGCUUUGAGGUGCUGGCUUUUAAAAACAGGACACUAGGGCUGAUUGAUGCAUCGUGGAGUGCCCUUCGAAUAGGGAUCUAUGCUCUCCACCUGGAGAGUUGGCUCCAGUAUUUUCCACUUUCGCAAAUGCUCUUUGUCAGUGGAGAGAGGCUUAUCAUUGAUCCAGCAGGAGAAAUGGCCAAAGUGCAGGACUUUCUAAGACUCAAAAGGAUUGUAACAGACAAACACUUCUAUUUCAAUAAGACCAAGGGGUUUCCCUGCCUGAAGAAGCCAGAGGACAGCAGUGCCCCAAGGUGCCUUGGCAAAUCCAAGGGUAGGACUCACCCCAAAAUAGAUCCCGAUGUUAUUCACAGACUACGGAAGUUUUACAAACCCUUUAAUGUGAUGUUUUACCAAAUGACUGGUGAGGACUUUCAGUGGGAGCAGGAGGAAAUCCGGUGA